Molecule: messenger RNA, 1629 nt
Organism: Solanum lycopersicum (tomato)
Lineage: Eukaryota; Viridiplantae; Streptophyta; Magnoliopsida; Solanales; Solanaceae
Gene: LEJA1
Product: jasmonic acid 1
Biological process (GO): positive regulation of DNA-templated transcription
Cellular component (GO): nucleus
Molecular function (GO): sequence-specific DNA binding; DNA-binding transcription factor activity, RNA polymerase II-specific
Source: RefSeq, marked validated
UUACUAAUUUUUUCAAAUAUCUUUCUCUCUCUCUCUCUUUUUUUAUACUAAAAAGAGUUAAAUAUACUCUUAGUAGUAUUUCAUACUUAUAUAAAAACAUUUUUUUCCCUCAUUUCUUUGAAGAGAAUUAGUUGAUCUCAAUAAUUUUACUCCUCUCUCAAAGCAUUAUGAAUAUUCAUAGUCAUAGAUAUUUGGAGUUGUGGGAAAAAAUGUUAUAGGUUAUGACUUGCACUAAUUAUGAAAUGGCUUUCUUUCCAACAAAUUUCAUGCUACAAACUCCUCAUAAUGAAGAUGAACAUCAACCUUCAACUUCUCUCAAUCCCAUUCUUCCCUCAUGCUCACCUCAAGACUUCCAUGGUUUGAUUUCUUUUUCUAAUUUUAAAGAUUUCUUUAAUUAAUUUAUUAAUUGUUUUAAUAAACUUCUUCUUCUAGUUAGGUGUUUGAACAUUAUUUGCAAAUAUUAUUCACAAAUCAAUGUUUGUUUCACAAUUUUGUUUAUUUCAAACUUUGAAAUAGACAAUAUGAAGUUAAAAGACUAUUUUGACUAAUAACAACAAGUGAGAUCCGUGGAAAAAGAAGGUAUUGCUUCAUUUUUGGGAAAAAGAUCUAUGUCAUUUUCUGGGAUGGAUGGAAAUAAUGGUUGUGAGGAAAAUCAUGGAGAAGAUGAUUUGUCUGAUGAUGGAUCACAAGCUGGGGAGAAGAAAAGAAGACUGAAUAUGGAACAAGUAAAAACUCUUGAGAAAAAUUUUGAGUUAGGUAACAAACUUGAACCUGAAAGGAAAAUGCAAUUAGCAAGAGCUUUAGGGUUACAACCAAGACAAAUUGCAAUUUGGUUUCAAAAUAGAAGAGCAAGAUGGAAGACUAAGCAAUUGGAGAAAGAUUAUGAACUUCUUAAGAGACAAUUUGAUGCUAUCAAAGCUGAAAAUGAUGCUUUACAAACUCAAAAUCAAAAGCUUCAUGCAGAGAUAAUGUCACUAAAGAAUAGAGAGCAACCAACAGAAUCAAUCAAUUUGAACAAGGAAACAGAAGGAUCAUGCAGCAAUAGAAGUGAAAACAGCUCAGAAAUAAAGCUAGACAUAUCAAGAACACCAGCCAUUGACAGCCCAUUAUCCAAUCAUCAUCCAAAUAUUUCUAGUAGACCUUUUUUUCCACCUUCAAUGAUAAGGUCUAAUAAUAAUAAUAAUAAUAAUGGGGUUGUGGUACCUCAUCAACUCUUUCACAUCAAUUCAUCAUCAUCAAGACAAGAUCUCAAAUUAAUGGACCAAAAUACUACUACUAAUAAUAGUAGUAGUGUCAAAGAAGAAAGCCUAUCCAACAUGUUUUGUGGAAUUGAUGAUCAAACAAGUUUUUGGCCAUGGCUAGAGCAACAACAUUUUAAUUAGUUGAAACUUUUUUGGAGACCAAAAAGUUUUUACUUUUUUUUUAAAAAAGUUGUUGAGUUGAAGGAGCCUUUUAAAUUAUAUCAUAUGAUCAAUCAUAUUAUUUCUUUUGAGUUCAUGAGAGAGAGAGAGAGAGAGAAAAAAGUUACUACUUACUCCUAUUUGUUUUGUGGUGUAUUAGGCAUUUGUAUAAAGUAACCAAGUACAUUUCAAGUACUUAAGGAUCUUUAUGGAGAAAAAUAUUAAUAAA